This is a messenger RNA of Cornus florida, 747 nucleotides long. RefSeq names its product cytochrome P450 714C2-like. The transcript has 3 exons. Lineage: Eukaryota; Viridiplantae; Streptophyta; Magnoliopsida; Cornales; Cornaceae. The coding region runs from base 1 to 747 and encodes 248 amino acids. The record is from RefSeq and is a predicted model, not a curated record. Gene Ontology annotation, molecular function: oxidoreductase activity, acting on paired donors, with incorporation or reduction of molecular oxygen; heme binding; monooxygenase activity.
AUGGGUUACAAAACAAACCCUAUUCAGCCUAUUCACGAAUACUGUGAAACGGAGAGUUACAGAGAGGAAUACAGAGAGCAACAGAGAGGGAACUUUGAGGGUUUAAUAGAGAGGCUCAAGGAGGAAGGAGUGGGUUGCUUCUGGGGCAAGGUGGAGCUAAUGGUGGAGGUUGCAACCAAAUUGGUAAUGACAUGGAAAACUGAAAUAGAAAGGCAAGGGGGAGUAGCAGAGAUAAACCCUAAUGAAGACAUGAAAACCUUUUCUUCGUCCAUCAUCUCAAAAACUUUACUUGGAAAAAGCCAUUUUGAGGGGGCAGAGAUUUUUCUUAAGUUUAGGGACAUUCAAAAGACCUUUGCUGGCCAAAGUUGGUUGAAAACAAUUGUUGGGCUAUCGAAAUUUCCAUCCAAGAACAAUAGAUGGAAGUGGAGAUUAGAAGAGGAGUUAAAUUUAAUGAUUUUAAAUAUUGCAAAAGACCAUAUGGCAGAUUCAUCUGAGACCGACAUUUUACAUAAGAUCAUUGAAGGAGCUAGAAAUGAUGCAGAUGCAAAAGCAGAAGAGAAGUUUAUAAUGGACAACUGCAAGAAUGUGUAUUUUGUAGGGUAUAAGAGCACUGCAGUUUCAGCAUUUUGGACAUUGAUGUUGUUGGCAUUGCAUCCAGAAUGGCAAGCUUGUGCUCGUGCUAAAGUGUUACAACUUUUGGACAAGAUAAUCGCAGUGUCCCUGAUUUCAAUAUGCUUGGCCAAAUGA